UGGUCUGGCCCGGGGGCGGGCUUUGAGGACGGGCUGUCGCCCGCCUUCUCCGCGCUCCUCCGCCCGCCUAGCAGCUUCCCGCCGCCGCCUGAGGGCAUCCGGUUAAGGCUGCUGGGGGGCCCAGCUGUGUGCGGAUGGAUGGGACAGAGGCCCGACAGCGGAAGCCAGAGGAGCUGGGGCUGCCACAUGUCCUCAGCACCGGAAGACCCUCUAUAGUCUCAGAAGAUGGACUGCUUAGUGUCCCCGAGAGCGAGAGAGUGGCCUCUAAACCACUGGGGCUGGAGGUCAGCAGGGAGACUGCCUUGUCCAUCGGCCUUCAGGUGGCACUGCCUUUUGUGUUCGCAGGCCUGGGGCUGUCCGGGGCAGGCCUCCUUUUGGACUAUUUCCAGCGCUGGCCCGUGUUCUCGGAACUCAAGGACCUGCUGACCUUGGUGCCGCCCCUGGUGGGCCUGAAGGGCAACCUGGAGAUGACGCUGGCCUCCCGGCUCUCCACGGCGGCCAACACUGGACAGAUGGAUGACCCCCGGGAGCAGCACAGAACCAUCAGCAGUAACCUCGCCCUCACUCAGGUGCAGGCCACUGUCGUGGGGCUCCUGGCUGCCGUGGCUGCCCUGCUGCUGGGCGCCGUGUCUAGGCAGGAGCUGGACCUGGUGAAGGCAGAGGUGCUGUGUGCCAGCAGCGUCAUCACCGCCUUCCUGGCAGCCUUCGCCCUGGGGAUGCUGAUGGUCUGCAUCGUGAUUGGUGCUCGGAGACUCGGGAUCAACCCAGACAACAUCGCCACGCCCAUCGCAGCCAGCCUGGGAGACCUCAUCACCUUGUCCCUCCUGGCUUUCGUCAGCAGCUUCUUCUACAAGCACAGAGAUAGUCGGUACCUGACGCUGCUGGUCUGCGUGGGCUUCGUGGCCCUGAUACCCGUGUGGGUGCUCGUCGCCAAGCAGAACCCGCCUGUCGUGAAGAUCCUGAAGUUUGGGUGGCUCCCGAUCGUCCUGGCGAUGGUCCUUAGCAGCUUCGGAGGGCUCAUCCUGAACAAGACUGUUUCUAAGCUGCAGUUCAAAGGCAUGGCUGUGUUUGCUCCCAUCAUAUGUGGUGUUGGUGGCAAUCUGGUGGCCAUUCAGACCAGCCGGGUCUCCACCUACCUGCACAUGUGGAGUACGCCUGGCGUCCUGCCCCUGUGGAUGAAAGCAUUCUGGCCCAACCCAUGCUCAACGUUCUGCAGCUCUGAAAUCAACUCCACGUCAGCCCGAGUCCUGCUCUUCCUGGUGGUCCCAGGCCAUCUGAUUUUCUUCUACAUCAUUUACCUGGUGGAAGGCCAGUCCGUGCCAAACGACAGAAGCUUUGUGGUGCUCUACUUGCUGGCAGGCCUGGUCCAGGUGGCAGUCCUGCUGUAUCUGGCAGAAGUGAUGGUUCGGCUGAUGUGGCGCCAGGCCCUGGACCCAGACAACCACUGCAUCCCCUACCUGACAGGGCUGGGGGACCUCCUGGGGACAGGCCUGCUGGCACUCUGCUUUCUUGUCCACUGGCUGCUGGUGGGCACCUUGGAGCCAGUGUCUGGAGCUUCCUAGUAUAUGCGCUGCUCAGCGUCACCUCCCCUCAUGCCCGCAGGAAUGCAACAAUUUCCUCCCGAGCUGGGCCCUCAGGGCAGCUGACACUGGCCUCUGUAGGGGCCUCUGCCAGUCUGCCCAGGAGUUGCACACAGUCUGGGCCUGGGGGCUGAGCCCAUGAUGGAGCUAGUGCAUAUGUGCGCAUGUACCAGGGGCAGGGCAGUCUGGCCUGCAAACACUCCGUUGAGUGGAUACCCGCACUUCUACGGGUGGCUGGCACUGUCUUGAGCCCAUGUGACCCAGACUGGGGUGGGGCAGGAAGGAGGCCCUCUGUCCCCAAGCCUCAGGGUGCUGAGCGUAGGCAUCACUGCUGUCUGUGCAGAGUGCAGCCCCGGGGUGGCUGCUGGGGGCUGUGGACGUGAGCACCCUUCCCAGGACAGGCUUUGAGCACACCCUUUUCUGCUCCCAGCAUUUCCUCAUCUCUGCUUGCUUUUUCUCCCUCACGCGUUUUUUUUUUUUUUUCCCCCUUUCUUUAAAGCAAAAGUCCUCUGCUUAGAUUUUAAUGAUCAGGGGAGUGUAAAUAAAACUGGAACCCCAGUUCCACUCUGAGGAAGGUGCAGGAUUGGCCCCAACACAAGAGGGGUUGGCGAGCUGGACGGAUGGAAGAAUUAUUACUCUUGACUGGAGAAAAAAACAGCAUUAACCCCCUGCGUGGCUGUACAGAACCUUUAUUCAUGUGCGCUGGUGUCAGGCCCAAGGUCAGCAGGGCCUCCGAACCUAGGAGAUUAGUCAAUUCUGAGCACUUCAGGUGGACACUAACUGAGGCAUGAGGAUGAAGGUCCACCACACAGCCUGGAGGGGGACAGUGUGGCAUGGCCACUGGACAGCACAGAACUGCCUUGACAUAGCACAGAGUUUUGUGGUUAAGAACCCUCUAGAAAUGGGGACACCCCCCGCCCUGCCCAGGAUGGAGAGAUCACGCUAGAAAGCUGGAGUCACUCACUAUAAAAACUGACGAGAGUUUGGAUGACUUCAAGUCUGAGAAUCAAACAGCAACUCGAAUAAAUACUUCUAAAGACCCCAGGCAAAAAAACCAUUUCUGAGAGACCCUGUGUGCAGUCCGUGAAUGAACAAAUAAACAUUUGCAAGUU
Molecule: messenger RNA, 2692 nt
Organism: Phacochoerus africanus (Common warthog)
Lineage: Eukaryota; Metazoa; Chordata; Mammalia; Artiodactyla; Suidae
Gene: SLC41A3
Product: solute carrier family 41 member 3
Exons: 11
Coding region: 135-1562 (475 amino acids)
Biological process (GO): monoatomic cation transport
Cellular component (GO): plasma membrane
Molecular function (GO): monoatomic cation transmembrane transporter activity
Source: RefSeq, a predicted model, not a curated record